This is a messenger RNA of Ostrea edulis (European flat oyster), 1630 nucleotides long. Its product is annotated as laminin subunit alpha-3-like. The transcript has 6 exons. Bases 638 to 1630 code for a protein of 330 amino acids. The record is from RefSeq and is a predicted model, not a curated record. Gene Ontology annotation, molecular function: scavenger receptor activity. NCBI's taxonomy places the organism in Eukaryota, Metazoa, Mollusca, Bivalvia, Ostreida, Ostreidae.
UCAGCCUGUUUUAAAAUAUAUCUGAUCGAUUUAUAGUUACUAAUCCAUCUAUGCAAUUAACUGUUAUGUAAGAUUAUGUAUAUAUAAUAUUUGUUUCUAUUCAUUAGUUCUAAUAAAUAACAAAUUGACACAAUGAUAUUUUUUCUUAUUCCUUUCAUAUGUAAUGUACGGCAAAAACAAGUUACGAAUUACCAGAAUUGUGGGUUUUUUUCUUAUAAGAAAUAUAUAUUCUUUGGGGAAACUUGUGGACAUGAAUAUCUGUAUGGACAACCACUAACACUACUGAAUGUAUCAUUAAACGUUGCAGUCUCACCCUUUGGUGAUAAAGAUGCCCAGCCACUCCCAAUGGUCCAUAUAUCCUCAUCUUCCUACUUGAUCCAUAAUAUCAUGAAUUUCACAAAAUGUAAAUUUCAGUUUCCAUCAUUUUCCUGCAUUAAGUACACCUGGCACGCUAUCUUUCAAUCUAAAAUGAACUAAAAUAUGGAAGUGAAUAAUUCACGGUCGGAGUGUUUUAAUAGAGGACAUGCCUUCUUUUAAAUAGCCCGGUGCAUUGAAAACCCUUAAAAACUGCGUACUACAGAAAACACGUUCAGCUCCAGUUAUUUAACUUCCUUCUUGAGUGUGUACGGCAGUCAGCAUGAAGGUUUCAAUAUAUAUCCUGUUGAUUAGUUGUGUGUUUUCAUAUGCGUACGAUAACAUUGCCCUCAACAAACCGGCAUGGCAGCUUCAUCCGUAUAGUAAAACCAAAUAUUCUGCAAGUAAUGCUGUGGAUGGUCGCAAAUCUAACCUCCACGUGACUGGGAACCAGUGUGUGAUAUCGGAUAUUAAUCAAACGACAGCCACAUGGAGAGUGAACCUAAAGGACAUCCUCAGUAUACGUCACAUUACCAUUCAUUACAGGACGGACAAUGUCACAUGGGGUCCGCAAAAUCCAUACUCCGGCAGAUUUGUGGGGUUUUCGUUAUACGUAUCAAACACAACCGACAGAACACGUGUCUCUGACACAGACUACACCAGGGAUACCAUACCCGCUGUCAUUAACGUCACCUGUCCAGUUCACGGACAAUAUGUCAUCUACUACAACGAAAGACUACAAGGAAAGACCUACCCUUCUGGUUAUAGUCUCUACGCAUUUAAUGGUGUCUGUGAAGUCGAGGUUUAUGGAUGUCCCAGCUCUGGGUUUUACGGAGAAGAAUGUUCCUUUCCGUGUCCAGAUGUCAACUGUAGAUAUUGUCAUAUAGAGACGGGGACGUGUCAGGGGUGUAACCCUGGAUAUAAAGGUCACCAAUGUGAACAAGAAUGUGACAGUAGACAGUAUGGUGAAGACUGCCAGCAUGAAUGUGGGAAAUGUAAAGACAUGGAACAGUGUCAUCAUAUAAACGGCACAUGUUUAAACGGAUGCGAACCAGGUUUCAAGGAAGGAAGAUGUGUAGAACCAUGUGAUGGUUAUGAAUAUGGAGAGGGAUGUCAACAGAGUUGUGGAUCGUGUCUAAAUUCAGAACAGUGUCACCACGUAAAUGGAUCUUGUUUGAAUGGAUGUAAUCCGGGCUACCAGGGAGAGACAUGCAAAGAAAGCAAGUUGUUAACAUACAUCGUGAUACUAUAUUAUGCUUUAAGGGUAAAUUAUUGA